AUGGCCGAGUUCCUGCCUUUGUGCGACGUGCUUUUCAAUGUGAUCUCAUUGGCUGGGUAUUUUUGCGACGUAGUGUUCGACGUCGUGAUGGGCUAUGCACUCUUAGAACGAGGCUAUAAGGGCACGUUUGCAGCUGCCAUAUCUAUUGUUAUCACGUCGCUGCUUAUAUCACAGGUGCUUUCCCUCCGGUGGUAUCUUCACGUGUGGUGGGCAGGCGAGGGUCGGAAGGGUCGGCCGCCAUGGUUACCUAUAAUGCUGCACUGCCUACAGCUAGGUGUGUUAUGGCGAUAUGCAAGAUUGUUGGUGCCCGUGGAACUGCGCCGAGUAAAACAUCAAGUGAGGGAUUUAUGUAUGUUGCGGCUAGUGCAUGCGUUCUGCGAAGCUGCGCCGAUGUUGCUACUGCAGCUGCACAUUUUAUUCAAAGACGCAAGUCGGGAGCAAAUUAACGAACUCGGCGUCACUCCAGACCCCAACAUAGAUGAGCCUGCCGCAAACAAGGCGUUUGCGGAACUAAACGUGAUUUCGGCAUCGCUGUCUCUGUUCUCCGUGUGCUGGGCUCUCGCCAGCUUCAGUAAAAAUGUGCGACUGCAGAACGUGCACCGACUCGUCCUCACGUGGCUCGGUGUUAUAUUCCAGUUCCUAUGGAGGCUGGGUACUAUAUCAGCACGGAUCUGCGCUCUCACCGUGUACGCUCUAGUCUAUGAGUAUUGGGUUUUCUUAGUUAUAGGUCUUCACUGGCUCUCCAUGUUCCUGUGGCUGAUCUCCCCGAAGAAUGUGUUCCACGGCGAGCGCAUCAGUCGUCCGCGCAAGGCGUAUCUGUCCGCGCUCAUCGCCUUCGUCUACGUUUUCGCUUAUGUUAACUUGCAGGAGCUUAAUCACAGACAAAAAAUGGUGACGUUCUACAGCGUGAUGUGCGUGGAGAACUGGCUGCUGGUGGUGGCGUGGUGGUGGUCGGGCCGCGCCGCGCGCCCCGCGCCGCUCGCCGCCGCCGCCGCCGCCAGCUUCAGCGCCGGCAUCGCCUUCAUGCUCCUCUACUACAGAUACUUUCACGUUCGGAGAUUAGGAUAUAUGUUGGGCGAACAUCAGCAAGGAACAAACAGUACCAACACAUCUUCACAAAAUAAAGAUGGUAAACAAUCGAACCAGGCCGACAACGCGACGAUCCCAGGCGUGUUCAACUGUCGGUUCUCAAACCCCGUGACGAGCAGCGCGGCCAACGGUCGCAAGAAGAAGAAGCCCACAUCGUUCGUGCCCCUCCCUCCUCCCGCGGCGCCCCCCCACCCCGCGCCGCAGCCCGCCUUCUGGCGGAGGCCACUGCCCGCCGCUCACAAUCACCAUGGAGGCUCAUCAGAGAAUGAAGGGUCAAGCGUCGGCUCGCGCGUUAACAUCCAGCAAAAACUUCAAGAGAAGAAACAAAAGCAACUUGCCGAGUUACGUGUCAUAGAAGAAGAAAUCAAACAGGGCAAACUAGCCAAAACGACUCCAGUCGCCGCCGAAGAAAUAUACAGCAGUUUACAACGACAGCCAAUACCGAGAGCUAAAACUCACGCGGAACCCCCGGCUUGGCCUAGCAUAGAAAUGACCCACUCGUAUCAAAAUUACCCUGUGUGUAGCAUUUACCCUACGUAUACAGAAAUUAAACCAGACUUCAAUAUUAACUUCCAAAGUAGCGAAAACCCUCAACAAGACAUGAACGAUCCACUAAAAAUGCGAAGAUUACCAAACAGAUACGACAAUACACGAACAUUUUACGAAAACCCGGCCAAUAUGAGAAGUGACGUCACAAGAACGCCAUUAGGGUCACCUAAUUACCUCGCUUUAAAUGAAAAUAGGAGUUAUGAUGCGAAUGCAUGCGGUAGUCCUAGAAAUGUUUUAAAUAAUAGUCCCAGGACUUAUAUGCCUGAUGUCAGUAAUAACUACCAAAGUGGGCUAGAUAAACCUAGAAUAGCUCAAAGUUCUAUAUACUCUGAAGAUCAUAGACAAAUCGGCGAAUAUUCUGGUUACUGCGAAGGUAAUCAGUAUUCGAAAUAUGAAACUAAAGACGAAUAUGUGUCUGCAUUACACAGUGCUCUCCACGUACAAAGUAUAGACAACGUAAGGAAUAAUUACGACGUUUGCGGGCAGUACAGUCAGAAUUGUGAGAGGUUCCAAUACCCAGGUCUUGCUAGCAAGAAGAUGGAACAGAUGAGGAAAAUGCAGAGGUGUAGGACGCCUGAGAUUCUGCUUGCUCCUCAUUAUUUGGAGGGGUGUAAUCGACAGGUGUGCUGUCACUGGGGAGCACCAUAUACAAACAGGAAAAAAGAAGAGGGUGGAGCUAGUAGCGGUGAAGAAUCAAGCCCCGAUGGACCAGCGAGGGAGACGCCACGCCCACCCAGCGACAUCGAUAGCCAGAUAUCUCUUCCUCGCUCGUACACACUACCGCGGGAGUUUAGAUAUUGGCGACGAAGACCGCGACUAAGAGACGCACAUGUACCCAGCAAUAAUAGCAGUGAUGGUGACGUGGACAGCGGUGACAACGACAGCGACCGCCGUUCGAACUGUUCGGCAAGCUCGCAACUACAAAGCCCAACGUACGACUACUACCGCGCUGACGUGGUGCCACGGGACGAGGGGCUGUAUGCAUCCGCCCUCGGGCCUGCGCUGCCUCUGGGCGUAGCGGCGGAGCGCCGGCCGCGCCGCGGGCCACACGUCACGCACGCGCCGCACAGAAAGCAACCCAUCAAACCGGAGACCAAGUUAUAG
This is a messenger RNA of Arctia plantaginis, 2742 nucleotides long. Lineage: Eukaryota; Metazoa; Arthropoda; Insecta; Lepidoptera; Erebidae. The record is from the annotation of a GenBank genome assembly.